GCUGCAUUUGAUAGUUACUAUGUACAGUAACUGUUAAUUCUUAAAAAGUCUAAAUUUAAAAUGUGUAUGGCUCUUCUUUCAGGGAAAUAAGAGAAUGUCUUAAACUUGAUCCUGAUCAUAAAGAUUGCUUCGCAUUUUAUAAGGUAAGUUAUAUUUAGUAUUUUUUUCUGGUUUGUCUACGUAAUAUACUAUAUGUCUUGUAAUAAACCUCCAUGUCUGACGGCGUAAAACGCAAAUAAACACUUAUUACGAUGUUACACGGAACAAUCUUUAUAGCGACAAUUCGCAACGCAAAUGAUGGUACAUGAAAUUUGAUUAUCUCAUGCAGGCUCAGCAACUGAUUGAUUGCGAAUUGUUGUUAAAAAUCGUUCCCUCUGCCUAAGUGGUCAUCAGUGUUUGAUGUCAUUGUGAGAAAAGUCUAUAAUUAUACAUAAUUUUGCGUACGUUUUAUCCAACGUUUGCGUUCGUGUUUGGUACUAGCGAGCUUAAGCAAACGACGUUUUUGACAACACGAACGGCAUGAGUAACGUCAAAAGACUGGGUCAAGAAUGUUGAUUGGUUGAUAACGUCAAAUUUGCUUCCGGUCAACGUUCGUGUUGUCAAAAACGUCGCUUGCUAAUUAAGACCGCUACUAUAGUCCCCAUGCUGCCUCGUACCCAGGCGCUAUGUUACCGCUAUGGCUUCAAUCUCCAGAGUAUGUCAUGCCUAGCACCCAACCUGCGAACGGGCAUACUCUGGGUACGAGAUUGCUAUGGCUUGUGAGUUACGUCGCUGAUACGUGCAGGCCUUUGCGCCGUGGGGCGGCGUUGAUUAAUAUGAAUCGUCCCGCCUCAUCUAUUAAGAAUUUAAGAUGCUUUAGGUACAGAAUAAGAAGGUAUAGCAGAAGCGUAACUCUAGUCGUUUCCCUUAUUGUUCUACGUCCACGAAAAUUUUAACUCGCUCACGCCAAUCCACGUCAUCCUGGCUAGUACAACCGGAAGUUUUUAUCAGGUUUUGGUAGGUACAAAGUGCCGGUUGUACUAGCCAGGAUGGCGUGAUUGAUGACGAAUCGCUUGUAAAAACGCGGACAAGUACUUGCUUGAGUUACGCUUCUGCUAUACCUUCCUAUUUUGUGCUUUAUGUUAGCUACAAGUACGACUAGAUUAUUUAGAUACGUUAUUUAGAUCCGCCAUAUUCUUACGCCAUCAUACACUGACGCCUUAUAAAUCUCGCAGCUGUCGCCAAAUUGACGGGAUUUUUGAAAAAUCUCGCAGUGAAACUAGCAUCUACAGUACUACGAGAUUAUGGCGUGCGUACGGAAUGGCAUAAGAAGAUGGGGAGCAUUAACACAGAGUAGAUACAUACAAUGCUGUAACUGGCCGUCUGCGGAAACUUACGUUUUCAUGUACCCACUUUUUUUCAGGCGACCGGGCAAAUAAUGAUCAACUGCGCGUGCUCGGCAAGUUCCUCGAGCAGUUAAAGCGAGUCGUCAUGCAUCUAAUGGCUUACCGAGCACGCGCAGUUAUAACUCUGUAUAUGUAUCUACUCUGUGGCAUUAAUGACAUAUAUCAUAGUCCUACUUGUAGUCAAAUCUGAAGUUCUCUAUCGUCGUCUCAGACACUCGUCUCGCGCUUAAUGACGUGAAAGAAGCAAGGCGCCUGGGUAGGAGGCAGGUCCCAAUGCAGAUUUUAGCGGGUAAUUUGACUGCUAAUCAUGCACUAUCGUGAUUUUUUUCCACAGAAAUUAAAGAAGCUGAAUAAACAAUUUAAUGAAGCUCAAGAUUUAAUAAACAGAGCAAGGUUGGAACAAAACCUACUAAACUAACAGUAAUAAUAUAGUACUACUGUUCAGAAGCCUUACAUAGCUUCAAUCACAUGGAUUAGUGUAUUGAAAGUAUUGAAAGGUGUCCCGUCCUUGUUGUGACUCACAUGUCAGUAGGGUAUUUGUGUACAAUAGAACAUUUGCAGAAUUACUGAACUGUAACAUUGUACAUGCAUAGCCUCGACUCCAUUCUUUAAUUUGUCUGGAAUUUUAUUCCGUGUUAGGUAAUGUUUAUACAGUUUCUGUCAUUUUUCAAAAUAAUUAAUUCGUGGCUUCCAGCUGUGAUCGCAGUGCAGUUCACGUAAGCUCAAUUACACACUGUACGUUCCAAAUAUUAGACCUCCAAAUAUCCGUAAUGUACUGAAAAUGUAGCAUACCCUUUCCAACCCUACAGAUGUCGAAAGGAAAAUUUAGGUUUUGGAUUUAUCUUCUGAUUAUUUCGAAUGUGAAAUGCUCGUAGUUUAUGUUUUAGGAAAUUUUGUAAAUAUAGAUGUUUUAAAAAUGUUGUUCGUAUACAUACACUUAAUCCAAAGUUCUGUUAUCAGAUUCAUUUCUAUAAUCUAUGCAAAAUGUUUUGUUUCACAGCUAUUCAGACGCUAUACGAAAAUUAGAGUCAGCGUUAAAAACCGAACCAACACUAGAUUUCUACGUUUUGAAGGCGAAAACACAAAUAUGUCAUUGUCAUCGCAUGGUAAGGUUUAUUUCUUGUAAUAUUUUAUCUGCUUAAUUAGUAUGUGGAGAUACGGACUAUUAUGAAAAAUGUUUUGAACAGGAAAGAUACAUACAAUACAAUCAUGAAGAUAUGUACUGAUUGUUAAAACGUCCUUGUUUAGAACGCUCUGGACACACCCUUCUUCUACACAAGCAACUCUGUGGGAAACGUCAAGAGAUUGGGAACUAUUAAUUACGGGAGGAGAGGGGGCAUGGCAAUAAUGGUCGUUUUUUACUUGCACCAAAUAUCCCUCUUGGUUCCCUGGUACCCCCUUUUGCUCUAUGAAAAUAUUGCAUAAUUCAGCCGUUUGUCACCGAAGUUGCCUGCUUGGUAGGGACACGUACAUUAUGCUCCAAAAUUUUCCCAUUCUAUUCCUUAAUUCCUUUGACUUUACCCUAUUAUUCUUAACAUUCCCCCCUAUUAUUUCCAAAAUUAUUCUACAUCAAGUCGAAUCAAGGCCAGGAGGAAAUAAGAAUUUGAUUUUAUAAUGGAUGUGGACUGUGGAGCUGGAAAUUUCGUCAAGAUUUUCAAUUUUAUUUGAAAUUUGCAUAAUGGAUUAUUUAAAGAAACAAAUAAUGCAUAUAACGGUAUUAGUCCACAAAUUGUACGUACACGACGUAUAUUUAGAGACGAUACACACAUGCUCGCCGCGCCUCUGGCCUAUGUGCGGAUGGCGCAUAUGCUAACUACCGAAUUCACGUUGGCACGAUGACAUCACACCGAAACAUUUUCCUAUUAUUCCCGCUCUUGCCUAUUAUUCCCCUAUUAUUUUAAAAGAAAUUCGGGCGUAAUGUGCGUGUCCCUAUAUUGCUUGGAAUACAUAAAUUAUCCUUUCUCACGAUGACGAAUAUCCGCCAUUUUUGGGUGGCAUCUAAUUCUCGUUAACCAAUGCAGACAAUUAAAACAAUGUGAAAAGCAAUUUUUCAAAAUAAACAAAGCAAAUUUACCAUUAUUCGUCCAUAAAAAUAUAAAAAGUCGCUGUUAUGCGGACUUAUCUCGCAGACUUCGGCUGAAAAGCCCCUCAAAAAUGGCGGCGUGAGAAAGGCUUUAAAAUUGAGUAGUCUCAAUUCUGUCGUUUGUCCAAAAUAAAACUGUAGCUUAGCUUUGUUAUCGGCUUUGUUUUUGUUGCAGAACGGUGACAUAGAGAAAACAUUAGAUUCUUGUUCAGAGGCGAUAAACCUGGAUGAAAAUAAUGUUGAUGCGCUAUGUGAUAGAGCAGAGGGAUAUAUACUUAAUGAUAUGUAUCAAGAAGGUAUUGUUGUAUACGUCUACUCCAUAUUCGAACAACUUGUCCUGUACCGCCGUAUAUUAAUCAGAGAGUUCAUUUUGUUGCAUCAAAUAUAGCGAGAUUACCUCAGAGUCUGAAAUAACGUUCGAAGAUUAUCCCGACAAAUGCCCGACCAAAAUGAAAUUUGAUUGGAAACCUUCAAAUUUUGAUCGAUCAUUUUUCUCGACAUCCGUUGGGUAAAUCAGAUCAACAAACAAUACUAUAUAAUAUGCCAAACGCUAUAUUCUAUAGUUAAAAUGCUUUUGAACGUUGACAACUAUGUUUUCUAAUUGUAAGUAAACCCAUUCUUUCAAGAAAACCAGUGUAGUUUGGUCGGAAAAUGUCCGUCCGUUAUAUUUCAUGAUCAGGCCCUGGUACCUUAUCACCUACUGUACCAUCAUGCAAUUUGCUCUCUUCUUAUUCUCGGUGUAGUUAUAGAACUUUACGCAGACGAUAUCGCGCCGUUAUUAGAGAGUUAUUAGCAGCCGACAUUUUGGACGCUAUACGCGUACAUAUUUCGGCCGUUAUAGCGCCAACAGUUCUCGCUUUUGGAAUCAGAUCGGCAAUGUACGAAGUUUCCUUGGUCAUUUCUAGGAAGAAUUAGGGCUGUUACCUCUGGGCUGUUACCAUUAAAGCUUUAAUUUUGUUCGUGUGACAAAAAUGCCGUGUGCUUACAGUAUAUACAAAUAUACUGACGAUGGUCAUAGGAGAGGCUAGAUGCGCGGUUGAGCUACUUGUUGCUUCCGGCAUUUCCUUGAAACGUGAAACUGCACGGAUUGCCGAAUUUUAGCAAGAAUUGUUGACGCUAUAAUUAGCGGAUGAAUUACAGUAUACACGAGGACAGGAAAUCUGUCUUCAAUAAGCAAGAGGUUGCUAAUAACUAUGCAAUUACUUCUUUAAAUAGAAUACAGUGCAUGUACUUUAUUAGCCUCCUCUGCAGGCAACUCUUUGGCAAAAAUUGGCAAAGUAUUAUGAAUAACUGCGAAUUUAAAGUUGGGGAUUGUUAUGGACCACCUAAAUAUUAAAAAAAUCUAAAUAUUAAAAAAGCGGCAAAAAUGUGAAUAUUAUAGGGUAACACUCUGGGGGCCUCGCUUCUUCCUUUGUCCUCGCUUCUCUCCUCGCCCAUUUCGCCCUUUAUCCCGAGUGAUCCCUAACAAUCCCUAACUUUGAAUUCGUAACCCUAUAAUAUUCACAUUUUUGCCAAUUUUUUUAAUAUUUAUAUUUUUUUAAUAUUUAUAUUUUUUUAAUACUUUUGCCAUUUUUUGCCAAAGAGUUGCCUGCGGAGGAGGCUAGUACUUUAUGAUACGUUCAUAUGUGUCCUUGAUGUGUCAUCGUUUGAUCGUUAACCUCAUGAUUUCUUGUUACAGCUGUGAACGAUUAUCAAACAGCAAAAAAUGUCAACGGAGAAUUGAACAAGGUUAUCAUUUAAUUAAUUAUGCCAUUGAGUAACAGCUAUAUUUGAUAACUCGAUUUAUGUCAGUAUUUAUUAACCAGUUCAUUACAUAGGUACAAGAAGGUUUGGAUAAAGCUCAAAGACUUCUUAAACAGUCAAAGAAAAGGGAUUAUUAUAAAAUUUUAAAAGUAAAAAGGUAAGAGAAGUCUGCAGCAUUAACGAGAUACGGUAUAUAUAACGGGUAAAACGUACUUUCCACGAAGUCUCCCACUAAUAAGUAAACAAAUAAAAUAGUCUGGCAUUUGACAGAAGCCUUUUGGGCCAAUGAAAAUUGAUAUCAUGUUUCUCGUCCCCGCCCGCAUGGGAUUUAUCUGCUGCACGAAAAAUUUUCUUUAUUCAUUAUUUUUGAAAAAUAGGCUUAACAAAACACCAAAUUGAUCUCCAGAUCAAAGUCUUAUUGCUGCAUUCCGCAAGCGCAACUCAAAUUGUAUCUUUCUAAAGAUAUUACUCGCCAGAAUGCCUCUAUUUUUCAUGUCAGCCCUGGUAUGUAUAGAAAUAUACUGUAGUGUGGGACGUAUUAAAUUAAAAUGAAUUGUACACCGAUUUACUUCGUCUUCAGAUUUUUAUGGGGUUUCUUACUGAGUCAAGGAAAUUAUUGACAAGCAGAAUUCAAAUACAAAAAAUAAUGCAAAAUGAAAAAUGAAAAAAUCCCACUCCAAAUUUUUGAAAAUUGUGGACGAGAAACAUGAUAUCAAUUUUCAUUGGCCUUAUACUUGUUUUAUAUAUAUACACUUUUAAGCCUUGUACUUCGCUUAGUUUUGUUUUCGCUUAGUUUUGCAGCUAAGGCUUGAGACCAACACGCCUGGAUUGAGACGGUGUGUACCGAAUUAGGGUUAAAAUAGAACUCGUGCAUGAUCGGUUUUCUUUCAUAGAUGCAAUGAUUAAUAACGGGCUUUUGCGAAAACAAGAGGAAUAGUUCUUGGUACCUAGCCAAAUUUAUAAGUGAAUAUAGUAAAUAAAAAAAGUAUAUAUAGUAUAGGAAUUACUGUAGGUAGAAAACCAACAUUCAUGCUCAAAAUAGCAAUGAAAUGGCAUGACAAUCUAGUUGCCAUGUCCCAUAAACUCAAUCCAGAAAGUAAUCCAACUUAAAUGGCCGUGCACGUUAUUGCAUGAUCAUCUAUGAAAUUGGAGAACUAAGAACUCAGAAAUGUCUCGAAUGUAUAAUUAGAGUAAUACAAUGACUGCAUGUAACGUCUCAGAACAUAAUGAUGAAUAUCUAAUGAAAUACCAACCUCGUACCCAGGACUUUCUUCCAGAAGAAAUACUUGCAAUUCAUUAAACAUUUUGCUGUUGUAGAAACGCAAGUAAACGAGAAAUCUUGAAAGCGUAUAGAAAAUUGGCAGUACAAUGGCAUCCUGAUCAUUAUCAAGGGGAAGAUAAAAAGAAAGCGGAAAGAAUGUUUAUAGAUGUUGCUGCAGCAAAGGAAGUCCUUACUGAUCCUGGUAGGUUAUUACGUAAUAUAUGAACAACGAGAGCGAGUGUUUCACUGGGAUAUCCAAACACGAGAAAACAAUGUAUGACAACACGAGCGCGAAGCACGAGUGUUUUCAUACAUUGUUUUCGAGUGUUUGGAUAUCCCGGUGAGACACGAGCUCGAGACCUCGAGUUGUUUAUAUGUCUUCUCAAAUGAAUCGAGACGUAACAGAAUGUUUUCGUUUGCUUAUUUUGAAUAGAAUUCUUAACCAAGCAUAACGUAAUUAGGAAUUCUGUUCAAGUAAUUUUGCAUGCGUAAUUAAGAUAUAUGAUGAAAACACUAUAGUGACUUUCAUCAAUUAGUUUCACCGGGUUAUCCAAAUGGCAUCUUGUAAUCAAAUAGGUGAUUAUCAUUGGCUGAAUUGCUCAUGAAUUAUUAAUGAAUUUGAGAAAGUACAGUAAACAUUAAUUGAUUACAAAGAAAAACUGCAUAGAAUUCGGUGCAUGGUUUCCUCCAUUGAUGUCAUGUUACUUAACCGUUACAUUUGACGUUAAUUUUAAAAUGUAUGUGCAUGCAUGAAUUGAAUUAACUCCACAAAACAAUAUCAAAGAUAAGAUGUCUUUUGCGAUGCAAAAAAGUACGAACUGUCCCUUUCGUAAAAUCCGAUAUCAAAUAUUUCUUGACAAGUCUCUCGUCUUCAAGUUCAGUGUAAGGAACCGUCGACAAAUAUAUUUCGUCCCGCUUCGUGGACUUGUUCCGCGAUGGUGGAAGGGGGGUAGCUCAGUUGGCACGAUUACGAGAACAUGGGACGAAAAUGUAACAUUUCUAAUACAAAUAUUCACUUCAUUAAUACUGUAGUCAUAUUAAACUGCAAAAGAUCAGUUUCAAUGAGUUUCAAUUGCGAAAACCAUUAAAACUGCUCGCGGUCAAAAACUUUGGUAGUUUUAAACGAACAUGAAUGCUCACUAAUUUCAGGGAGAUUUUUAAAUGUAUUAGCCAAAGCCAGGUGUGUUUUCAUUUGUAUAAUGUUUAUAAAACACUCAACACAAUCGAGAGAAUUUAUAGAUGUUUCAGUAAUGCUAAAUUGCCAUGUGAAUGUAUAUGAUAUGAUUGAAAUCUGCAUAAAAAUAUUGAGUAUCUCGCCUUGUUUUCCUGUGAUACUAUACUACACGUCAAAUAAUAUCCAGCAGCAAUAGCUAGUUGCCAAUCCGCGAUUGGGGGAGGGUUCAUUUAUCGACAUUCACUGACAGAGGCGAGCAAAUUUUCUUUGUCGGCUAUAAAAAACUAUGAUAAAUCAAAAGAAAUGUUGCUCGUCAGUACACGCACUUUGUUUUGUCCAAUUCUAUUUUCUUAUAUAUUAAAACUUGGAAUUUUGUUUUCUUUUUCCAGAGAAAAAAGCCAAGUUUGACAAUGGUGAAGACCCACUAGAUCCUGAACAACAAAAUGGCGGAGGUUGGCAAAACGGAGGUUUCCCAGGGGGAUUUCCAUUUGGACAAGGAUUUCAGUUCAAAUUUCAUUUUCCAUAAUCAUAAACAACACGAUUGUAUACAUACGCCUCAAUUCUCUCCCAGAUGGUAUCUCGUGCAGUGCUCCUCUUUGCAUGGACUCGCGGAAUUUAAUAAUCUAGUCAAAUAUUUAACACUUACUGGGUUGAGUAUUUACAAACUUUUGGUAAUCAGAACAUCAGACGGUACAUCUUAUGUAAAUAUAUAGUUGAUAGUAUGAAUAUUGUACCAAUCAUGUAACGAUUGCUAAGAGAAGUGAUUGAGUUCCUGAGCUGAGCUCGCUUAAAGGCAGUUUGUAUUGUUCAGUUGUUUGUUUGCAUGAGACGUUAUAUAGAGCGUUUGCACCCAUUCCCCAGGGAUCAACUCAACAAAAGCCAUGGCGGCCAUGUUGGUGUUCCAGACAAGAGUCAUGGCGGCUGUGACGUCAUGUGCAACUGAAUCAACUGAAAUGUUUUGAAGAUUCUAUCACGAACCUUUCAUUAAUUUUAAAUUAUAUUACUUCCUUCGUAUGUCCGUGUGCAAAAAUAAAAAAACCUCUUUCGGAGCCUGUGAGCGAGUCAGUAUAAUCUAGAAUUAUAAAUUAAACUAAGUUACCAAGUAGGCUGCACCCAACCUGAAUUUUAGGCGGAAAUCAGGUAGCUUGCUGCGUGCAGGCCACCACGUGUCUGUCAUGCUUAUCAUGUUGAUAUGAAUUUAUUUGUCAUGUGGAUUUGUUGACUAUUGAGAACAAUAUAAAAGUCUGGUAUUUUACAUUUUAAAUCUGCAAAGGCUUUCUUUUCAAGAUUUGUACGAAAGAAAUGUACCAUUCUGUUUAUGUCUUUACUAUAUAGUUGCCGAAAUAUAUAUCGGUUACAGUGAAAAUACAAAAAGUGUAGAUAGAUAGAUAGAUAGAAACUUUAUUUAUACACGCUGACCCCGUCAACCGAAGCUGAUUUCCACGGGGGGCGUGUGCAAAAAUAGAAAAAUGUUACAUGGAGAUAUUAAAAUACUUAAGUUUAAAAAGGUAGAAUAUUAAAUUAUUUACAUGAUAAGAAGGUUAUUAGAAUAUUUACAGUUACAUCAAUUUACUCUAUGUCAAUUUUGUGAGCAGCGACUUUAUUUCUAAAGGAUGAAAGAGUUUUGCUUUCCCUAAUUUCCUUUGGAAUAGAAUUCCAAAGGUGUGCUCCGUCAUACAUGAAACUAUUUUUCAUGUUGUUAGUACGCGGUUUUGGUAAACUAAGACCGCUUGAAAUGUCACGAAGGUUGUAGUUUGUUUUCUCACAUUUGUAUGAAAAAAGAUUGGUGAGUGAUUUAGGACCCAUUUUAUUUAAUACUUUGUACAUCAUUUUUGCCUUAGCUUUCUUCCUUUCAGUUUUGAGUGACUCCCAGCCCAAUGCACGUAGAGCAAUGGAAUGAUUUACGUCAUUACUCAUGUUCAAGAUAAUUCUAGCAGCUCUAUUUUGAAGUUUUUGGAGUCGUUUUGAUUGUGAUUCACCAAACACAUCCCAUACUUCACAACAGUAAUCAAAGUAUGGGCGAACAAUAGCAUUAUAUAUCGAAAUGAGUGUAUCUUUGUCAACGAAAGGUUUGACUCGACGAAUAGCAGAGAUUCUAGACUUGGAUCAAGUCCGUCUCUCAAGAGUCCGAGGGAUCGAGCGCGCGCCGGAUCUCGUCGCUUCGCGACUCGGAACUUCGCGACUCGGACUCUAUAGAGACGGACUUGAUCCAAGUCUACAGAGAUUCCUGCAGUUAUUUUUUUGCAAAUAUUUUCGGAAUUACUUUUCCAAGACAAAUGCUGGUCAACUAUUACUCCAAGAGUGUUGCAUUCGCUAACUUGUUUAAUUUGCUUAUUUUCAAUGAAAACAUUUA
This is a messenger RNA of Paramuricea clavata, 9999 nucleotides long. Lineage: Eukaryota; Metazoa; Cnidaria; Anthozoa; Malacalcyonacea; Plexauridae. The record is from the annotation of a GenBank genome assembly.